UAUUUAGAUAUCAUUAGUAAAGCUCCAGCUGUUUCUGUUAAGGUCUGGGACCAAGUGAAGGCGUCCAAUCCUGAUUUGAAGUUAUGGGAAAUUGGCAAGAUUAUUGGAGGAAUGUGGCGAGAUCUCACUGAUGAAGAGAAGCAAGAGUAUUUGAAUGAAUAUGAAGCUGAAAAGAUCGAGUACAACGAGUCCAUGAAGGCCUACCACAACUCCCCUGCCUACCUGGCCUACAUCAACGCCAAGAGCCGCGCCGAGGCCGCGCUGGAGGAGGAGAGCCGGCAGAGGCAGUCGCGCAUGGAGAAGGGGGAGCCCUACAUGAGCAUCCAGCCCGCCGAGGACCCCGACGGUAAGCGGGGCAGGCUCAGUGCAGGACCAGCAGCAGAGAGACACAAAACCACCCCCACACCCCUUCCACAGCACCUCACGUGGCUGCCUUUCUGUUCUGGUGCCUUUGAUACCGGUUAUCACAUUCUACUCCGUAACAAAGCUGACUUUGUUCCCAAAAAUAAGGUGGCACCCGUGGCAGAAGUUAUUCCAGCCCUUCUUAAUUAAGUGUGAAGUAAUGCUUACAGUUCAAACCACAU
Molecule: messenger RNA, 584 nt
Organism: Lepidothrix coronata (blue-crowned manakin)
Lineage: Eukaryota; Metazoa; Chordata; Aves; Passeriformes; Pipridae
Product: SWI/SNF-related matrix-associated actin-dependent regulator of chromatin subfamily E member 1-like
Exons: 2
Biological process (GO): negative regulation of DNA-templated transcription
Cellular component (GO): SWI/SNF complex
Molecular function (GO): nucleosomal DNA binding; nuclear receptor binding
Source: RefSeq, a predicted model, not a curated record